This is a messenger RNA of Chilo suppressalis (striped riceborer), 8401 nucleotides long. NCBI's taxonomy places the organism in Eukaryota, Metazoa, Arthropoda, Insecta, Lepidoptera, Crambidae. The record is from the annotation of a GenBank genome assembly.
AUGCGAGUACGGUUCGCGCCGACACCGCGCAGUUCCCCAGAUAGCGAAUCCAUGUCCUCUCAUGUAUCCUGUGUCUCUUGUGCGUCUUGCUUAUCUUGCAACUCUUGCGCAUCUUGCAACUCGUGCGCAUCGUACUCAUCGGGGAAUCGCAACGUGUCGAGACGGCAGCGUCGAGGCGUGUCCUCAAUGUCGUCAGUAUCGCCGAAGUCGUCGUCUUCUGCCGUGUCACUGUCAAGGUCGGCGAGCGGAGUUUCCAGCUCAUCAAGCGCUAAGCUACGCCGCUUACACCGACCCACUGAACCGCUUUCGCUCAAGCAUCUCUGUCUGGACUUCUUGGUGCAUAAUUCCCAAACCUUCGCGCUCCAGAUGGGCAACGGCGAAGAGGAGGGCGACCCCGUAUGGCCGCGCGAGGAGCUGGGUCCCGCCGGCGUGGAGGACAUGACCCGCCUCCACGACCUGCACGAGGCGGCCCUGCUUUGGAACCUGAAGCUGCGAUAUGAGCAGGGCCUCAUCUACACGUACGCCGGAUCUAUCCUGGUGGCCGUCAACCCGUACAGGCCGGUCGAUGCGCUGUAUGGACUGCAGACCGCGAGGAGGUACCACGCAGCGGAAGCGUUAGGGGAUCUACCACCACACCUGUUUGCCAUAGCAGCCGCUGCGCGCGCAUCUCUGCCGCAGCCGCAAGCCAUACUCAUCUCCGGCGAGUCCGGCGCUGGCAAGACUGAAUCCACCAAGCUGGCCGUCCAGUUCCUCGCCGCAGUUGCCCCGGCCCCUCCCGGCAGAGCGCCGGUCUCCGAACAAAUCCUAGAAGCGGCCCCACUCCUCGAGGCGUUCGGAAACGCGAGGACACCAAAAAACCACAAUUCUAGUCGAUUCGGGAAACUCCUCGAACUAUACUUCAAGGAUGGCGCGUUGGCCGGCGCGAGAGUAGCCCAUUAUUUAUUGGAGAAAUCUCGCAUCGUAACCCAAUCGCCUGGUGAAAGGAACUACCACGUUUUCUAUGAGAUACUAGCCGGGUUAGACGAAGAACAAAGGAAGAGUAGAGGUUUACUGACGGCAGAGCAUUACUUCUAUCUAAACCAAGGAGGCGACUCUGGCGGCGCAGGCGCUGGCGCUGACUGGUCAGCCCUGUGUGGAGCUAUGCAAGUCCUGGGUAUUGGUGAUUCCGAGAGAGAAGAUAUUAUUCGUGUCUUAGCUGCUGUCUUACAUUUAGGAAACGUUUACUUUCAUAGAAGGCAGUUGCGUCACGGACAGGAGGGAGUGCAGUUGGGUGGAGGCGCAGAAGUGCGAUGGGCGGCGCAUCUCUUGAAAGUACCCGCGGAAGCAUUAGCAAGGGCUUUAACGACCAGAGUAACAGCGGCGAGAGCAGAGCGCAUGAGGUCUCCCCUACCCAUAGACCAAGCUUUGGACGCGAGAGACGCAUUCGCUAAAGCACUAUACUCAUCCCUGUUUAAUUGGCUAGUCCUCAGAAUAAACUCAAUAGUCCACCGCGCAGGACUGCACGACGCGCAUCGUAUAUCUCUUCUCGACAUCUUCGGAUUUGAAGAUUUAGAAGAGAACUCGUUCGAACAACUUUGUAUUAACUACGCUAACGAAACACUGCAGCAUUACUUCAACAAGCACAUAUUUAAACUAGAGCAGCAGGAGUAUCAAAAGGAACGUCUGGAAUGGUCAAAUUUGACAUGGAAUGAUAACUCUCCAGUGAUUCAACUGUUGAGUAAGAAGCCUGUGGGUAUUCUGCAUCUUCUGGACGAUGAGAGCAACUUCCCUCGUGCGUCCGACGCCUCGUUCCUAGAGAAGUGCCAUUACAACCACGCUCUGAAUGAGCUGUACUCUAGACCGAGACUGGGAGCGAAUGAAUUUGGGAUCAAACAUUACGCGGGCCAAGUGUGGUACAACGUAGAAGGUUUUCUGGACAAGAACCGCGACGCGUUGCGUGCCGAUGUGCUGGAACUGCUGUGCAGCAGCGAGGUGCCGCUGGUAGCAGAGAUGUCUGCGCAGCUGCGAGCCCAGCACGACAGCAACAAGACGCUGCCACGAGGACACAACGGACGCUUCGUCACCAUGAAGCCCAGGACGCCUACUGUGGCUGCCAGGUUCUCGGACAGCCUGCACCAACUACUAGAAUCUAUGUCCCGCUGCAACCCGUGGUUCGUUCGCUGCCUCAAGCCCAAUACGGACAAGUCGCCCAUGCGGUUCGACAUGCCCUGCGUGCUGGCCCAGCUGAGGUAUACCGGCAUGCUGGACACCAUCAAGAUCCGACAGACCGGCUACCCCAUCAGGAUACCAUUCCAGAACUUCGUGGACAGAUAUCGGUAUCUGCUGAAGUCGACGCCGGCUCGCGCCACUCCCUACAGAGAGAUUUGCAAUUCAAUCCUUGCCGAGAUGCCACCCACCGGUGCUGUUGGCGCAGACUACCAGUUGGGUGCAGCCCGAGUGUUCAUAAGGGAGGCUUUACACCGCGCCCUGGAACGCGCACGCGCAGAUAAGCUGCGCGCCGCGGCCACCAGGCUGCAGGCACAAGUUCGCGGGUAUUUGGCCAGGAAACGUUACCACCAGUUGCGCGCAUCGGCAAUACGCGUGCAAGCAUGGUGGCGCGGCGCACGCGCACAACACCGAUAUUACGUGGUGAAACGCGGCGUCACUCGCGCGCAGGCGAUCGUCCGCGGGCGGCGCGCGCGCAAACGAUUCCACGCGCUCAAGGAACAACACCGACGACGACAGGAUGCCCAGCAGCAAGCCGCCAAGCGCCGUGCAGCAGAGCAGAAGGCUCAAAAAGCUCGCGCUGAAAGCCUGCAAGCCAUGGAAGUGCCCGCCGAACUGGCCUUCCUCCUGUCCAAGCUGGACAGCUCCCAGCCCAUCACGGACCACAACCUUGCGAAGGUGUCUGGAGACGUGUAUAUGGAGGAGGAGAGCAUCCAGCUGCCUCGAGACCUGCAGCAGUUCGCCUUCAAUAAGUUCAGCUCCGUAUACUUUGCAGACGGAGGGCAGCUCAGCCCCAGGAAGCACCCUAUAUCCAGGCCCUUCUUGUCUAAGGCUACCGUCAGAGACCAAGAUUUCAAUGACGCAGUAGCUACGUUCAAACUGAUACUCCGAUGGUGCGACGAAUCCGCUGCAGGGAAUGAGGCGAGACAGAAGGUAUUGGCGGAUUACAUAGCUUCAAAAGGAUUGGCGUCCAGGGGUCUUCGCGAUGAGAUUCUGGUGCAGUUGUGCAAUCAAGCCAGCGGCAACGAUUCCUCAGAACGAGUGUGGCAGUUAAUGGCGCACUGCCUGUCAGUGUUCCAACCCGGUCCACCGUUACACAAGUAUCUGGUGCGGUUCAUAUCGGAGCGCGCGCCGGCCCACUUGCGCGCGCACCUACUGCGGUUAGUGUGCGGCGCGGCUGCGGGCGCGGCGCGGGCGGGAGGCGGCGGCGGGGCGGCGCGGCGCUGCCCUCCCACGAUACUGGAGUGGCGCGCCAACCACACCGACGCCAGGCCGGCGCUCCCGCUGCGGCUGUACGACGACACGGUGCACGCGGUACAAGUGGAGGCGUGGACCUCGUGCGAGCGCGCCGCCGCGGCCGCGCUGCACGCCGGGCACGACGGGCACGACGGGCACGCCGCCCGCGCCGGGUGGACGCUGUGCAUGGACCACAACGGGCAACUCACCGAAUGGGCGGGUUGCGAAUACGCAUUGGACGCUGUAGGGGAGAUAGAAACUUGGGCGGCGCUGGCCAACGGACGCGGGGAGCCCCUGCGAGCUUCACCGAGAAAUGUGCCCCCUGCCCCACCUCCCAGAGCCACGUCCACAGAUGACAAGCCUACGAGACCACAGGUUCCCCCACCUGAACCUCCGAAGUCGCGUUCUCCCAGCAUUCAACGGCUUCUCAGGGAGUCGAUCGACGAAGUCACCGACUACAACUGGAAAAUGGAACGCGAGGACGCACACACUAUCAGCGAACACAACGAAUACUCGAGGAAAUCGUCGCACGACAACGAAUUCUCAAGGAAAACUUCGGAUAACGAUUACUCCAGAAAGACUUCUCACGACAACGAUUACUCUAGAAAAACGUCCCACGAUAACGAUUACUCUAGAAAAUCUUCCCACGAAAACGAAUAUUCCAGAAAGAUCUCCCACGACAUUCUAUCGCGGGAGUCAGCUCUAAACGAGAGAUACUUCGAACAGAACAACGAUAAAAUGAGAAGCAGAUCACUAGAUAACCUGUUAGGGGACAAUCCUAUACCACAACCGACGAAGUUAACUGACUUGGGGCUAUCACAAUCGCGACUUAAUGAUCGUUAUCACUCGGUGGAGAGAUUAGGCGGUGCGCCCAGCGUGACCAGUAGUAAGGGAGCGUUGGACAUCGAGUAUGGGACGACUUCCCGUGUGGUGCCUUCGAGGUAUAUAAAGUCGCAGUACGCGGGCAAGAGGGCGCCCGCCGGCUCGCAGUCUAGUCGUGCUUACAUUGAGAAGAGUUCCGAAUUUGGAGGCGUACGGUCUUCAGCCAUGUCAGAUACAUCAGAAGCACCAAGCUUGGCAUCCCACGUACGCCGGGUGCGAGUCCCUUCACAGGCGUCCGACGUAGACCAGUUCCUCGACGAUCUGUUCUCUCCCGUGCUCGAUCCCAACAUCGACGAGCUCUCAGACGCCAGGUCGCUCGCGGCCAGCAUCAAAGGCGGCAACUAUUCCAAGUUCAUCGACGAAAUACUCUCCUGCGACUACAACGAACAAUUGAACUUCCUAAACGACCCCCAGCACCUGCAAACCCUAAUUAAAGGAGGAGGGAAGGAUGACAAAGAGAAGGAUAAAAGCAGGAAACAGUCGAGCGUAGAUUCCGUCGACGCUUAUAUAACGAAUCUUUUCGAUCCAAUAUUCAUGAACGAUAGCUUGAAGCGGUUGUCUGACGGCGAGGGGCUUUCGGAAGCCAUAAAAGGGGGAGGCGCUACGCCUAGAGCUGCUUCUGCCAACACCUCAACUUUAAGUUUUGGGGCUAUGUCCCUACCCCCUACUAUGCCCGCGACCCCUGAAGCACUGGCCGCGGCUAUGGGCCUGCAUUUCCCACCCUCUGGAACGGUCGACAUGAACGCGUACCACCAGAACCUUCAACGAGCGUUCCUUCAGAGUGCCAUGGCGCAGAACCUGCAGAUUCAGCAGCAGCUUCUUGCUCAAAAUCAAGCUCUCCAAACGCUGCUUGCCGGUCAAGUAGUGGAGCCGACCGAUUCGGAGCCGACGUCGCCGGUGCGAUCGUCGACAGUGGUGCACGCGCAAGUGCAUUCUCCCCCUAGAAGUUCAUCAAAAACGCGGCGGGAAUCGAACGAGAAUAAUUCUUCUAUGGGGGCGCCGCCUCCUCCUCCCCCGCCGAUGCCGCCACCGCUGCACGCAUCCGACCCAUCCGAAGCGCGACCUUUCAUGGACCCAUACGGACGUGCUAAAACAGUGCGCAUCGGCAAAUGGAGAUGGCCCCCACCCAAAGAUGCCAUAGGUCAAGACCCCAAUCAGGACUUCACCAAAUUCAAAAUGCGUCAGAUACAACGCCGACACACCCCUCAAGCUCAGACUAACGGUGAGCAGGAGCCUCCCAGGGGUCGCUCCCGGUCCGAAGCCACUCCGAGUAUAGAAUGGGAGGAGUUCGAAGUCGACGGGCCGGUGUCGCCCAGCAGGGAGCCGCCCAGCCAGAGGACGGCUCGACGAAGCUUCGAAAUAGGCGCCCAGCGCCCGUCGCCCGGCAGCGUCGGCAAGCUGAAGCUCAGUUCCGAAAUGAGGCAGCGACUCGAGCGAGUGACCGCCAACCACUCGGUGAGGAGUUCCUCGUCAGCGGCCGAAACGCCGCGCACGAUUAAUAAGUUAGAAGACACUAGGAAGCUUAUGUUAGAGAGGCAGCUGGGGGGCGGGGGCAGAUGGGACGCGCCCCCGCCGCCGCUUCCCCCCGCGCCGCCCGGCCCCGCCCCGCCCCCGCCCCUGGCCCCGCCCACGCCUCCCGACAAACCGGCCCCGCCCCCUCCCAUCCCUGAUGCUUCAUCCACGUUCGCGCAACUCCGUCGCGACCGCGAUACUUUCGGCGUCCACCAGAAUAGAGAAGCGGACGAUCGGCACGCGUUCCUCGCCAACUGGAGUUCGAGGCGGAGGGAAGACUCGGAACCUCCUCGGGACGACCUCGCUUCGCGAUUCCUGACCGCGGACCGGCGCGAGAGUCGUUCGCGGGACCACUGGGGAAACGACGCCGAUAUCGCCUCCUACGACGAAGAUGGAAGGCGACGCGCUCGCGACGAAUGGGACUCGGAAUCUGGUGUCGAUGGCCCCGUCCGCCCCGAUAGGGACGACUUCUCCGGCCGCGAUGCUUCCGAGAUUUACGAGAUCCAUCCGAGAGCCGAGCGCAGAGAGGAGAACGGUGUGGAGGAUACAUUCGAUCGCAAACGGUCGCCGUUUUACGACGAAUUCGAGCGUUUUGAUGGCAGGAAGAAUUCGAGAGACAUGCUAGUGGGUCGAGCCCGGGAUAGCCCCCGCUCGGACGUUGUCUUCCCCCCGGAGGGCGUCGACGCCUCCAAGAAAGUAGAACGAGCCACCUUCAAGACUCAUAUGGUGCAGAAGGAGAGGACUAGGAAAAUGGAGGCCGAGAGAAGAUACUCUGUGUCUACCCACGUCACUGAUAAAACUGAACAUAUAGAAGGUGACGCGCCAGCGCCGGCGGCGUUGCUACCGUCGGACCGCACGUUCGUGACAUACAGCCGCGUGCCGUGGAAGCUGCGCGUGCGCAAGGAACUGUUCACGCCUCUAGAGACGUACAACGAACCCGAUAUACUGGACCUGCUAUAUGCACAGAUAGUACACGACAUAAACUCGAACCAAGCUUCGCUCCGCAUCAGCCCGGUGGAGCGGCGCGCGGGCCAAGCCUGGCUGCGGUCCCAGUCCGGCCCCGCGCGGGCCCACACCAAGCGCCAGGCCGUCGAGUUGGCCCGCACCUGGCCCUUCUACUUCGCCAGGCUGUUUAACGCGAGACUGCCACCAGGGGAGAAUGCUGUACUCGCCGUUUCGCAUAACGCAGUCACUAUUGGAGUCAAAGGCGGCGGGGGUCUGCAAGUGCGUCGCUCGUUUCCAUUGGCGGGUCUGCGAGCGUCGACAGGCGCGCCGCACACGCUGCAGCUGACGGGCGCGGGCGGGCGGGACGCGCCGCUCGCGCUGCACGUGCCGCUCGCGCACCACGCGCACGCGCUCAUCGCCGAGUACACGCUGCAGCACGCGCAGGUGAGUGUGUGUGUAUACACGGGGUGGCUUUACUCAAUAUUACGAUAUUCAAGAGCAGGCAUAACUUUUCCUUUGGCGUUUUGAUGACAACCUCUAAUAUCGUCACUGGUCCAUGACAGCCUAUAUUUUCAGGUGAAUAUUUUACGCGACACUUGAAAGUACAUAUAUAUAAGAAUUCAUAAAAUACGUAACAGAAUGUGAACUACCACUUUUUCCUUGGCUUCUUAAAAACUAUUUACAGCAACAUCGCUACAGCAAAGGUUAAAGAAUAAAUUAAAAAGCACCGUUUUCUUAUCGUUUCUUCGUUUUAUUUGUUUUUGACUUUUUGGGGAGAUAUGUGUGAGAAAGACGCAGCGAUGGGGCGGCCCAAUAAUUUUAAUAAGUUUACUUAUGUUUUGGCCUUGACUGUUGCUAGUUGUAAAUUUCAUGCUAGUGUUGCCUUAAGGCUGUAGUUUCAACUAAAAACUUAUAAAAAAGUAUUUGAUGCAAUAGUGAAAUCAAAUAAAAUACAGGUUGCAUUAUAAAACAUGUACACAAUAACAUUGAAUCUGCAGUAAUGAGCGAACUCUCCCUUUGAUAGUAUUUAUUACGUAAUUCUUCAAUACAAUUUCUUUGAUUUCUUGUUUUCUUUCGUGGGAAUGUUUUGAUUUGCAUAGCGAACAAUAGUUCAUCAUAGUAUGUAAAUUGUAUUAUACUACAUUGUAGAGAAUCUAUUCAAGCCCAUUAAUGUUGUUUCUGUAUAUAAUAAUUGUUGAAUCUGACCCAACAAUGCGAUGUACUUACUAAAUAACUGAAAUUGAGGGCAUACUAUUAGGGCGUCACUUCGUCAUGUUAUAUUCCCACUCUACGGUCUUAAAACUAUCCUAAUUAGAGCAGGAUGGACGGCCAUGAUUAUGUCGAAAGUCAGCUUUCGAUGUUAAAGCGGUUUGUCAGUUAAAUUUAUAAUAUACUCUAACAUGAUAGAUAGCUUUCUUCCUACUUUACGGAGUUACUUAAUAACUUUUAUAAGUUACAUUGGAUAUUAUGACGCCGUAGAAAACCGAAUGCUACUAACGACAGUGACCAUUGAUCAAUAGGGUGAUUUUGUAAAAUAAAAUCUGACUUCCGAUUUCGGUAGCUGGCCAUCAAGAUAUCAGUUUGAUAUACAUUACGCCAGUACACGGUAAAAUGUCGCUAU